Ipomoea triloba (trilobed morning glory) is the source of this 1143-nucleotide messenger RNA. Its product is annotated as protein DMP7-like. NCBI's taxonomy places the organism in Eukaryota, Viridiplantae, Streptophyta, Magnoliopsida, Solanales, Convolvulaceae. The record is from RefSeq and is a predicted model, not a curated record. Bases 102 to 728 code for a protein of 208 amino acids. Gene Ontology annotation, biological process: endomembrane system organization. The transcript has a single exon.
AUUAUCUUGCAUUGUUGGAAACAUUCUUGAAAACCAACAUUUGGGUUGGUUGGUUGAUUGGUUGGGUUUGAAACAUUAUUUCAAACCACGAACUAUAAGGUAUGGAUAUGGAGGAACAGGAGCAUUUGGGAUUGCCAUUGUUGGAAGAUGCAGAAGAUGGAGUAAUUUUGAAACCCAAGAAAUCACCAACCCAGAGGGCGAUGAGGAAGACCUUCAAAGGGACAGCCCAUUUGGCCAACCUUCUUCCCACAGGCACGGUUCUUGCGUUCCGGAUUCUCUCCCCGGUUUUCACCCACGAAGGCAAAUGCAAAUCCGUCGUGAGCCAAUCCAUGACCCUCGUCCUUCUUGCUUGCUGCGCCAUCUCAUGUAUCGUUAUCAGCUUCACGGAUAGCUUCCGGGAUGAGAGGGGGAAGGUCCGGUAUGGGUUUGCCACGUUCCGGGGGCUCUGCAUUCUUGAUAUGACAUCUGUUAGCCUGUCCCCUGAUGAGGCUGCCAAGUACAGGCUCAGGUUCCUGGAUUUCUUCCAUGCAUUCAACUCGCUCCUUGUUUUCGCGGUUACAGCUUUGCUUGAUCAGAAUGUUGUGAAUUGCUUGCUCCCUUCGCCUUCUGCAGAGGUUGAGGAACUCCUUGCUAUGUUGCCUGUGGGGAUUGGGUUCAUAUGUAGCCUGCUGUUCGUUACAUUCCCCAGCAAACGCCAUGGAAUCGGAUUCCCCCUCUCCCGGGAUUAGCCUCUGUUCUUCCUGUUCUACCUUUGAUGAUUCUGAACCUGCAAAAGCCAAUCUUGGAGCUGUUCCUUUCUGAUCUUCCUGUUCUAUCUUUGAUGAUUCUGAAUCUGCAAAAGCCAAUCUUGGAGCUGUUCCAUUCUGGGAAUUAGUCUCUGCUCUUCCUGUUCUAUCUUUGAUGAAUCUGAACCUGCAAAAACCAAUCUUGGAGCUGUUCCAUUCCGGGCAAUUCAGAUAUCCCCAAUUUUGGAGCUGUUCCAUUCUGGGCAAUUCAGACAUCUGCAUUAACUGAAGCCUGUGUAUUCCUUAAUUGGAGUUGAAUCACAUGUAACAUACAUUUCAAGGUUUCAGAAAACAAAAUAGAGUGCAAAGCAAUGAAAGGAAUUGAUGAUUAAUGUCAUAUGAAAUCCUAUAAUACAAA